Messenger RNA from Diaporthe citri, 4422 nucleotides. RefSeq lists its product as uncharacterized. The transcript has 11 exons. The record is from RefSeq and is a predicted model, not a curated record. Bases 1 to 4422 code for a protein of 1473 amino acids. Gene Ontology annotation, molecular function: ATP binding; ATP hydrolysis activity. Lineage: Eukaryota; Fungi; Ascomycota; Sordariomycetes; Diaporthales; Diaporthaceae.
AUGCACUAUGACGGGAGUACUCUUGACUCGAACAUGCAAGUUAACGGCACUAUCAUCGUCGAUUUUCAAGAGGCAUUGAGGGACGAAGAGCAUUUCAAGGAUUGGAGGAACAUCAUUGAACACAAUCUUACAGAAGCUCGAAUGUUUGCUACAGGCUUUGGAGAGGAUGGUGAUGAAGCUCACACUUACAUCUCGGAGCUUGGUAAUCCUCAUGACGACUCAUACGUGGACAGCAUGAGGUACCAAACAUACAUCCGGAGCCAGCUUACAGUCACCGAUGUUGGAAAGAAGAGUACUGCUGCAUCCAUCGCAAGAAUGGCUGGCGUUCCCCUGCUUCACGUUUCUACAGAACUGCUCUUGGACGACAUUCGAGGUGACUCCACCACAAAGCUUGAGGAAUCCUUCACCUGGGCAAAGCGCUGGGGCUGUAUUGUGAUGCUCAACCAAGCCGAUGCCAUCCUGCAGGGAGAUCCGGACUAUGGCAAUGAAUACAUGUGGGAAUUCGCCCCCCAAAGUGUCCUCCGCAGGGCUGUGGUACGAAUGCUUGACACAUUCACUGGCAUCACGUUUCUCGUUGCCGAUCGUGCACCAUUUCUACGUCUGGAACCCUUGGGAUCGUCGGCUCUCGAAAUUCUGUCGCGGAUCAAUGCCAGCUUGCACUACCCACCCCUCGAUAAAGUUCAGACUGCUAAGAUUUUCGAGAUCAAUAUGCGGUGGAUAAGUGAUGUGUUCUCGAAGCAGCAUCGGGACAGUGCGAGGACCGCUACCCUGGUAGUCGAUGAAGACAUACUUGAAUUCGCCAAUGCAUUCUACAAGCAGCGCGGUCCGAGAGAUCGUUGGAACUGCACGCAAAUUCGAAAAGCAUUCAGGACUGCGUUGGCGCUGGCUCAGGCAGAUGCUGAGUUGUCCCAUGAGGCUCAAUGGGACAAUGAAUCUCACGAACCUUGGAGGGUCACUUUGAAAGCAUCGCACUUCGAGGUCGUUGCUAGGAGCAUGGCCAAGAGCGGAAUAGCAGCGCCACCGCCGCCGCCACCACUCAACUAUGGCCAGCCAGCAGGGAGGACAAAAUCAUCGAAACACGGCGCCGUCCCACCGCCCCCAAUGGGGCAGCGUGUACCACCACCACCGGGAGCAGCGGCCCAGUGGAAUCAAAGGGUUCAGCAGCCACCACCACAGCAGCAUAUUCCUCCAGGUACCUUAUUGCCAAAUAGUCGGCAGCUGCCGCCAGUUGAAUACAGGACACAAAUGCUGGCACCGCUACCGCCCAUGCCGCCGGCGCCAGUCCCGCCACCGCCUAUGCAGCCGGUAGAAGUUAUAGACGUUCCUAGGAUUGCGCCUAUGCGGCGCAAAGAAUUUUUCCUGGCGUCUCCUCUGUCUCUGGAAGCGAAACCGGAACUACUUUUUCUCGACUGGGACGCUUUCAAAGAUGCUCGCUCGAGAAGAGGCGGCUCUUGUUCAGCCAUCGACGUCCUGAAGGGGGAGCCAGUGGUUUCGUUUGACCAGGAAGCUCAGGAUAGCGUCUGGUGGUCCCGAUGGGGCGACCGCAACCGAGAGGACGAGCCCAGGGCCAAAGGGGACGCGAGCGCCGCGAUUCCCUUCAAAGGGACAGAUCCGGCUAAUUCUCAGUCCUCACCGCUGCCAGAACGUAUCCGAAUCCAUUCCAAGUACAUCACCGCGAUUCUCGAAGAAAUACACGGCUCCAAGAUCAGCAGGACCUCGUUCGCAAUGGUCAGGCCGUUCAGGGCAUUGACUUAUUAUGAAGACAAAAUCCGAGCCAAGUACAAUGAGCUUGCCAUUAAAUCCGAGACCACAGUCGGUGGGCCCGAAGUUGAAGCAGCGGCUGCUGAUCCCGGCUCUGCAGAGCAGCCUGGUCAUAUCGCCACUGAUGUGCAGCCGGGUCAUCCUAGCGUUAAUGCAGAUGAUGCACCUCCUCUGAAGCAAAAGGUCAGGCCACCAAAAUCCGACUCCUAUUGGACAUCCUCAUUAUCUGAUGAUGGAGAGACGAUCGACACUUCAUCCAAUACCGCUUUCCAGCAUCUAGGUUGCCUUGUGGAGUUCAUCGACAUGGUUCGGGCAAGGGGUCAGUACCUACUGAGCGGCAGCUGCAGCAAGGUGACCUUCGCGGACGUGUGGCAUCUCUUCAAGCCCGGAGAUGAGGUUCUCGACCAGGAGAAACGACAGGCCUACAGGAUACUGAGCGUCAACACUUCCGGCCACCGAACGUUACCUCCCUGGAAAGACCUUGAUUCCGAGCAGCCCAAGGGUCAGGAGCCGACCAUGACACUUCAUGCUGUUCAUAUCACGUUUGAUGGUGAGAUGCUGGGUUCAAUAAGGACGACGUUCGACAUCGCGAGCUUCGAGGGAGAGGCGGAAAUCACCUCGCUGCCUGUCUUGCCACUGAGACUAGUCAAGGAUGCAGAUUCUGAGGCGCCAAAAGAUGCAACAGCAUUCCGCCAAGAUCUGGUUGACAGGGGAAGGAUGUUUGUCAAAAUGGCAAGAUCCACGCCGAUGCACUACAACGGCCCUCUGCUCUACCCGAGAGAAGAAGUCGACAGCCAGGUCGUUGUAGAUUUCGAGCAAGCCUUUGCCUUUUGGGGCCAUUCCCCGCACUUCAGGAGGCCCUUCGUCGAAAGGCUGAUUGGCAAGCAAAUCGGACGGCCUCACCUCCACAUACAAUGUCUGGCAAGCUGCUGCGCUGGGGAGAACAUCCAUCACGACGCCUACGCUGAGCAGAAAUGGAACGAGGCCUACAUUGGAACUCUCAUUCCUGACCCACAAGACCGAACGCAGAAACCGUCUCUUGCUAUCUUUCCACGGGCCAUCCGUGACAAGACAUUUGACGAGGCUGAACUGUCUGAUGAGGACCUUGUCAUCAUGUCGUACAAGGUCUGCGGUUUUGUUCUUCGCAACCGCAAAUGGGCGCAGAUGGACUUGAAACACCUCACCCCGCUCAACCCUGGGGGCAAAACUCGACAUGUUGGCGAUAAUGUCCUUGCAGCUGGGAAUGCGGCAAGCCAUAAGAACAUUGUCAAAUCCCUCAUCUCUCAACACUUCCAAGACAAGGCCAUAGGGAGGUACGAGGCUGAGGAGAAGGAUGUGGUACGAGGAAAAGGCAAGGGUUUGAUCAUACUCCUCCAUGGUGCUCCAGGAGUCGGCAAGACGAGUACUGCAGAGGGCGUGGCAGAGGCUUUCAACAAGCCACUUUUUCAAAUCACUUCCGGUGACCUUGGCACCAACGCAAGAGAGCUCGAAGAUGCCCUUGAAUGGCAUUUUUACCUUGCCCACAAAUGGGAUUGUGUCCUCCUCCUCGAUGAGGCCGAUGUCUUCCUGUCAGUGCGCUCGCCGGAGGACUUCCAGCGCAAUAGCCUGGUGGCAGUGUUCUUGAGAGUUCUGGAAUAUUAUGCCGGCGUGCUAUUCCUUACCACCAAUCGCAUCGGGGAUUUCGAUGAAGCCUUUUCAUCGCGCAUCCAUAUCAGCCUGUAUUAUCCCCCGCUGAAGCGCAGUUCGACCAGAAAGAUCUUCGACUUGAAUCUUCGUAACAUCCAGCAACGCAUCGAAGAAAGAGGGGUUGAGAUUGAAGUCGAACAUGACCAGAUUCUCAGCUGGGCUGUUGACUAUUGGAGGAGAAACAAGAAAAUGAGAUGGAACGGACGGCAGAUCCGGAACGCCUGCCAGACCGCGCUUGCGUUGGCUGAGUACGACGCACAGCAUCCGGCAGGGAGCACCACAGAUGAAGCAGCUGGCCAGGAAGAAGGCACUGUUGAGAAAGCCGCCAAGAUAAAGCUCACCAUCGGUCACCUCGAGACGGUCGCGAAGGCCUACCUCGAGUUUAUGCGGUACCUUCACGAGAUCUACGGAAAGGAUGCCGAGAGACGAGCCAAAGCCAUGGGAAUCAGGGCGCGGGAAUUCUCCUUGAAGAACUGGGCCGCCCCUCAAGAGCCACCGCCACAAGAAGAUGAGGACGAUGAGGAGUCUGAAGACGAGACAACCGGGGCCGAAGCUGCACAGAAAAACAAAACCGUCCCACAGCAGGAAUCCGACCGGGCCUCGGAAAAGGGCAAAUCUGCGGCAGCGGCUCCAGCUCCCAGUCUGGCACCCCAGAACACUCCCUUCCCGGCGGCCCCAUUUCCGUACCCGCCCUUCCCCAUGCCGAACAUGCAUAAUCCUUAUGCGGUCCCGGCCCCCUUUGGGCAGGCGCAACAGCCGCAAGCCACGCCUUACCAGCAGACUGCCGAUCAACAGCGCCAGUUCUUCGCCAGCAUGGCCGCUUGGAACAACAUGAUGCCUGGGGGUCAGCCGGUUCCCUUUCCCGGCAUGGCAGGCACGCCUGCGCAGGCUCAGGGAGGGGCGCCGCCGCAGGGCGGGUCGCCGAUGCAGGGUGGCACGGCGUUUCCACCAGGAUCUGGGGCUGGAAACGUUUAG